Prorocentrum cordatum is the source of this 384-nucleotide messenger RNA. The record is from the annotation of a GenBank genome assembly. NCBI's taxonomy places the organism in Eukaryota, Dinophyceae, Prorocentrales, Prorocentraceae.
AUGAGCCGGCGCUCUUCGAGACAACGCUUCUCCAGGCGCUGCGCUUCGGGAGCGGGCGCCCCCAGGUCUGCGAUGCCAGCGUCGAGGGUGGCCCCGCUCAGGCGCCUCCGGUCCGAGGCGUUCUGGGAGCAGAAGGCGGCUGCCGUCCAGCGGCCGGCAUGCUCGCCCUGGGAGGUGGGCGUGAGGCAGCGCCGCCCGUGCCUCGACGAACGCGACUGCUUCGGGCCACCGGCGGUCGCGACGCCUGCAGCAGAAGGCACCGAAGGCGACGGCGCCGGUGGCAGCCCCAAGAGCUGGGCGGGCGCCAUCUCCAGGGAGUUGCGCCGCGGGGCGCGCAGGCCCGUUGCAGCGGCAGCCCCGCCGCAGCGUUCGGGCCCGCUCUGA